Molecule: messenger RNA, 1691 nt
Organism: Sitophilus oryzae (rice weevil)
Lineage: Eukaryota; Metazoa; Arthropoda; Insecta; Coleoptera; Curculionidae
Product: protein saal1
Exons: 1
Coding region: 176-1372 (398 amino acids)
Source: RefSeq, a predicted model, not a curated record
CAUAUGAUUUGGACGUUUGUGAUUGACAUAACCUCAAACAAAAACAAAUGUUUUUGUUAUUGUUCUUAGUUCUUAUCUCUGUUCUUAUGUUCUUUAUUAUGUUAAACUCAAAGUUAUACAUAAUCUUACCAAAACAUAAUUCUUUAUAUUUAUCAUAAAUAAUCGCGUGUUAAUAAUGGCAGGUAGCAACGUAAAUUCUACUGAUCUGGACCAAGACACUAGAGAGAAAUUGAAAGGAGAUUGUAUUGGUGAUACAUUGUAUAGUGAAUCUUUCGUGCUAAAAACUCUUCUCAAAUUAUCCAAUGUUGACUGGAAUGAAGAACUAGAGCAGGAUUUAUGUUUUUUAUGGGAUAUGACACUGGAGAAAGAAGUAUGCCAAUAUUUGUUUCAGCUGAAUUAUCCAGCAUUAGCUUGUUCGGUGAUAUCACAACAUACAGAGGAGCGCCUAUUAGAAAUUAUUGUUGGGAUUUUAGCUAACAUUCUAAUGGCUGAUUGUGAUAGAAAAAUUGACGAUAGUGAAAUUCAAAUUGUUUUAAAUUCUCUUAACUUUUCUGACCCAACAAUACUAACACAAGUUAUGAGAUUUAUAGAAUCAAUUGCUUACUAUGUUCCUGAAAAAAUAACUUUAAUCGGCGAAGAAGAAUUAGCAAAAAUACAAUUCAUAUUGAAAAAUUCAGAGAACAAUUUGUUACUGAUACAAACUUUUCAGACUUUAAUCAAAUUAACGGAUAAUUUUAAGUUAGGUGAAAAUUUUGUUACUGCCGAACUUUACAAAACAAGUGUUAUUGGGUUUGAUACGUUAAUUAAUAUGGAGUCUGAUGAUUUUGAAAUUGAUACAGAAGAAACCAGUAUGGUAUUAAAACUAUUCUUACAUUUGUUAACAAAUAUAUGCUUUUAUGUAGAUAAAUAUAAUCAUGACAAUGAAAUUUCAACUUGCUUAAACAAUAGUUCAAAAAUCUAUAUUAUAAUUCAUAAAAUACUAAAAUAUUUUUCUCAUGAAAAUAAUUUAUUUCCCCUAUCGAUGAAUUUUAAAGAGUAUAUUGGUUCAUUUCUAACAUUUUUUACGACACGUGAUAUUUCUAUCACUUCAUAUCUUAAAUUUAACACAUUUAGUAAAGAUUUCUCUUCAAUUUGUAAGAUAAUUAAUUUAUUAUACAAAUGCAAAGAUGAAGUGGAAGAAAGCUUUGAUCUAGUUUUAGAAUUUCUUGCUUAUUUCAUAUGUUCAAUAGACAAACAUACAAUAUUAACUGAAUUGCAGAAAAUAGAGUACAAAAGGGGAAUUGUAGUUCUUAACUGCCUAAAAGAAAGCUUGAAGACGUCUAGUUUUGAUAUAUCAGAAAAUCUAAAAUAUUUUUUCUUGUAUUUUAAAUAAGCUGAAAUAUUAUGUUUAUAAAAUAACUAACUGUUAAGAUUGAUUUGUAUUACAUAUUAAUACAAAAACCUGAAUAAAAUAUACAGGGUGUCCUAAUAUUCCGUGGACAUAGAGCUCCUACUUGUUAUAGAGCUUACUCCUUGUUGGACACAAUUUACCUCUAUAUAAAAGUGCUACGUUUGUCCGCUACAGAGCAUCAAACUAAUAAAAUAAACACAUUUUUUCAGAUAUUUUAAGAACCGUUCACAGGAACCGUUCUUCUGAUUUGAAUGAGAUUUUUAGUUAUUAUUUUUUUUUAAUGUUUGAUGCCCUCUAACGG